CCUUGCUCUUAUAAAAUCCGCCGGCCGUCGUCCAUCACCGUUCCCGGAGCGAACCCCAUUCACCACCUGACUCCCUUCUCCCCUCCUCGAUUGCAACCACAGGCCGGCUCGAGGUGCCGCCCAGUUCAAGUGCUCACCGGCGCUCGCAUUCUUUACUUGCACUGCCCACUAGUCGCAGCGGCUUGGCUCGGCGCGAUUCUUUAGUAGCUUAGCUUAAUUUUUAUUCUUGUUUUGUCUCUGGUUCGGAGGAAAGAAUAGUGGCCUUGUCUCGCCGGCCGGUUGGGCGGUGCAGGUGCGUUAAUGGCGGUUGACCGCACCGCACCCUUCUCCCCCUCGCGCCUUUUAAAUCUGGCGGGAAGCGCCCGUGGCGACACGACCCGCGGGAGCCACUGAAAAAGCUUCUGUUCUUGAUCCGCCCUCUCUUCUAGUGUUCUUGUUCUUGAUCCGUUCGUCCACCUUCAGAACCAUCACGAGCAACCUCGCCCGUCUUUUCCAUUCCAAGGUUGCAGCGGUGUAAUGGCGCCGGGGGAGAAGAAGAUCCUGGUGGCGAGGAAGGGCCGGCUGCGGCAGCGCUACGACGGCGAGCACCGCCUCGUGGCCGGGUGCGUGCCGUACCGCAUGGGCGCCGACGGCCACCCCGAGCUGCUCAUGGUCUCCACGCCCAACAGGGACGACCUCGUCUUCCCCAAGGGCGGGUGGGAGGACGACGAGGACGUGCACGAGGCGGCGUGCCGCGAGGCGCUGGAGGAGGCCGGCGUCAAGGGCGCCAUCAACAGAACCGCGCUGGGGAUGUGGGUGUUCCGGAGCAAGAGCAGCCCGGUGAGCGGCGACAGCCCCCGGGGCGCCUGCAAGGGCUACAUCUUCGCGCUGGAGGUCGCCGAGGAGCUCGAGCAAUGGCCGGAGCAGGACACGCACGGCAGGCAGUGGGUCUCUCCGGCGGACGCGUACCGCCUGUGCCGGUACGACUGGAUGCGCGAGGCGCUGUCGGCGCUGCUGGACCGGCUGGCGGAGGCGAAGCCCGCCGCGCCGGAGCUGGAUGGCCACGGCGGCGUGUACAAGAUGGUGAAGGAGGCCGCUGCCACCGCCGACCGAGCGGUGGCUCUCUGCUAGCUGAUCGCAAUGUCAGUGUCUAAUAGCAAUCAGAAACCGUCUGAACUCUGAAGAAUCUAUGAUUCCCGCAUGGUUUUGAGGUUGUUGGUGUACUGUACCCAGUUAGUGCUCUCCUCCAUGUGCAUCUGCCCCUGCAACUUCUUCCUGCUGAUGACGGUUUCCUGAAUGUAAUCUUCGUCGACUUGGAGCGCCUGUCAUGGCCGUUUCCUGAAGCUCGGUAUCGGCCGGCUGUUGUUCGUCUGAAUGCUCUGACUCGUAUGGAGAGAUGGAAAUUCUUGUGAGCUUGUAUGAUCAAUAGCGUCUGUUGCAGAAUUUCACUAGUAGGGUUACAAGUGUUCACAUGUAAAAGUUUGGAUUGUUUUUUUGUCCUGA
Panicum virgatum (switchgrass) is the source of this 1482-nucleotide messenger RNA. Its product is annotated as nudix hydrolase 13, mitochondrial-like. NCBI's taxonomy places the organism in Eukaryota, Viridiplantae, Streptophyta, Magnoliopsida, Poales, Poaceae. Bases 517 to 1110 code for a protein of 197 amino acids. The transcript has 5 exons. Gene Ontology annotation, molecular function: pyrophosphatase activity. Gene Ontology annotation, cellular component: nucleus; cytoplasm. The record is from RefSeq and is a predicted model, not a curated record.